UCCCAUUUUUUCCGAUUGUUUUUAAAUUUAAAAAAUUAUUUUUCAUUGGUGCCGCCUAUUCUUGUUCUCCGUCCCUCUUACUUCCUGAUCUAACCAAGCUGUGGUCAAAUAACAUGGAGUCAAAUACGAAGUGUCACAUUUUCACUAUACCUCUAUAGUAGAAGAGCCGUUCUCUGCAGUUAUAAUUGAUGAUAUUGUUAAAAACAAUGUCUGACGAAUUGUUGUCUACGGAGAACAAAUUUUACGUGAUAAAUGGAGAACUUGAGCGUAAAAGUAAAGCAUUAAUGAAGCAUGUUGACUCCUUUGUGAAUAACAGAUUAUUUCACAAUAAACUUGACAGCGGAAUAUAUCCCUCAGACGGACUAACGUCACGCGGGGUAAAUAGCCAAAAAUGCAAAAGUUGUGAUCACGAAAAUGAUACCGAAAAAACUUUGAAAUUCAAUAAAAUACAAAAUGCACCCGUUUUAGUGAUCAAAGACUUUCAAACCGAUUCAAAUACGUCGCGAUUCUUAACGAAAACAAAGCAAUCCAUGGACAAAAGGGUAUUAAAAGGCGAUGAAAGUGUCGAAGAAACGUUUGGAAAGCAAGCUAAUAGUGCAUGUAACGACGCAGUGGUCAGAUUUUUCAAAUCUAAGGCAAAGAUUCUAGAGACUGAACUGGGAGCAAUGAAACUUGAGUAUAAAAAGAAAUGUGAUUACAGUAAUGAGCUUCAAGUUGAGAAUAAAAAAAUAGACGAGGAGCGGGUGAAAUUGUAUGGAGAAUUAUCCAUACUGAAAGAUACUCUACUUAAAAUCGAGGCCAUCAAUACCACUCAAUUAACCAGCCUGCGGAAAAGCGAGAGUGAAAUUAUAGCAUUGAAAAAGGAGAUUGAUUCCUUAAAAAAGGAAAUGAAAGUAAUAAAUCAGAAUUCAACCAAUUUGGGUGUCAGGCUGAACAGGGCUUCAGAGGAUAAUGAGAGGCUUCGCAAAGCCUUAAAAUGUAGUCGAUUAGAUGAAAAAGAGUUGAGGGAUGAGAAUCGAAGAUUAGUUGAAAUUAAGAAAUCAGCUAUUAUAAACUUAGAAAAGCAGCGUAUAGAAUUACUACAAGCUUUCAAAAAGCAAAUUUUGCUGAUUGAUAAUCUCAAAAAACAAAGGGCACAUCUAGAGGCAGACAUGCUAGUCACGUACAGCGAAGAAGAAUUAUCAAACCUUCUAAACUGGAAAGUGGAUGACUUGUAGCAAUAAUUUUCUGUUCGAAAAUUUAGGUGAUUGGUUGAUGCUGCUUAAAAUUCAUCCUACACGAUGACUGGAAAUAAAAAAUGCAGACGUGCAACAUGACAUAGUAACCAUACUAGUCGCAAAAUGACUGAUAACGAUAGAUGUUGAAAACGUCACAUCAAGGUACGUAUUUAUACAGAUUCGUUAGAAACUAAAACGAUCACGAUCCUUGUUCAAUGGAAAACAGUAUUCUCGUUCAUGUCAUACAGCCCAUAAAAUUGGUUACACUAUGAUUCCAUGUAAUUUAUAUCAUUGAAUAAAAAAAAUUGUCAAUGUAAAUUACAUAUCCUAACAUAACUAACUCAAAUAUACAUUUUUUGAUUAAAUUUAAUGUUAUGCAUCUUGCAGAUUACCUGUAUUCAGUUUUUACGGAUCUUCUUUAUUUCUUUUAGUUUCUUAUUUUUUGGUCCGCGUUAUCCAAUGUCAAUCUUACCAAAAGAAUUUGUAGCAAACGCCUCUAUAUGAUUAUUCACUUACUUUUUUUUAUUUUAUUUAAACAUAAUUAGUAUGUACACUACUCGACAAGUUUUACAGCUCCUCACCAAACAUUUUUUUUUCUUCCAUCAUCAUCCGUAUGAAAAAUUCGAAGUUGAACCCAUUUCGGAGAGAUUAUUAAUCGGUCCAAUCUCCGAUUUUUACCUACAGAUAUUCAAAAUUAUUUCACUUUUGCAAAUCGGAUGGUUUUCCUUUAGUUAUUCAUUCAUUUUUGUCGUUUAUUAUUCUUGCCUCUGCCCAGCGCGGAACAUUAAUUUUCAAUUGGUAUUCUUUUGUUGCUUUAUACUUAUUUGAAAUGAUCGAAUGAAUAAGAAGAGUAUCCUCAUGAAACAAAAAUUAUUUUGUGAAACUUAUCCAACCGGUUCCUACUGCCUACUCUAAUUUCUUGAUUCUAUACUUCAAGAUUAAUUCCAUAAGUAGCCAUUUGAAGAAUUACAAUUUGUACCCCCUACAAACAAUUUUAAAAAUCAAAACGAAACAAAUUCGAAAAAUCAACUCACUGCAACUUGUCAAUUUUUCUAGACUAAAAAAUACUGAAAGCAUUGUAUGCAUCACUCGGCAGCUUAUAUCGUUUGGAGGUGAUGUUAAAGAUUCUAUUAUUAAUUGAUCGUUCAUAUUGGAACUCACUUUCAACAUCAAUUGUGGUUUUAUCGCGAAUGAUGUAUGGUUCAUGUACAUUAGAUCAAUGUAAUUCAAUAAUAUGUAUUACAAGUAAUUAAUAAAAUUACAAUAUUGCGUGUUUCUUUUCAA
Molecule: messenger RNA, 2501 nt
Organism: Athalia rosae (coleseed sawfly)
Lineage: Eukaryota; Metazoa; Arthropoda; Insecta; Hymenoptera; Athaliidae
Product: testis-expressed protein 9
Exons: 6
Coding region: 189-1217 (342 amino acids)
Source: RefSeq, a predicted model, not a curated record